Messenger RNA from Ziziphus jujuba (common jujube), 1939 nucleotides. Its product is annotated as 4-coumarate--CoA ligase-like 9. The coding region runs from base 133 to 1779 and encodes 548 amino acids. The record is from RefSeq and is a predicted model, not a curated record. Lineage: Eukaryota; Viridiplantae; Streptophyta; Magnoliopsida; Rosales; Rhamnaceae. Gene Ontology annotation, molecular function: CoA-ligase activity. The transcript has 6 exons.
UGUUUGUAACAAGCACAUCAAAUGUGAAGACAAAACAAGAGUAAAAUUUUCUACUCUACGGCAUUACUCUUAAAAUUUCUCAAAAAUUAGCUUAGCUGCCAUUCUUCAUCACAACCACCAAAAGCUUCUCACAUGGAGCAGAGGAAUUCCGCUAUCGAUCCCAGAAACGGUUUCAACUCAGUAACAAAAAUUUUCCACAGUCUCAAACCUCCUAUUUACCUUCCUCCUGAGCAUGUUCCUCUCUCAGUCGCUGCAUUUGCUCUGUCUCUCCGCCGCAACUUCCCUUGGCCCGACUCAAUCGCCCUUAUCCACUCCUCGUCGGGUCGGACCGUCUCGUACUCCGAGUUCGUUCACCGAACCAAAACCCUCGCCGAGAAUCUCCGUACCACACUCGGACUCUCCAAAGGAGACACUGCAUUUAUACUCUCUCCAAACUCCAUUCAAAUUCCAAUCCUCUACUUCUCGCUUCUCACUAUCGGCGUGGUUAUCUCUCCGGUCAAUCCAGUCAGCACUGAGUCAGAGAUCGUCCGGCUCAUCGGGCUUUGCAAACCAGCCAUCGCCUUCUCCACGUCAACCAACGCUCACAAGCUCCGUAAUCUCCACCUCAAAACAAUUUUGACCGACUCGCCUGAGUUUGACUCAAUGAGCAGCAUUCCAAUACGGGAACGAGAACCAGAACCAAUGGAAGCGAUCAGACAAUCGGAUUUAGCGGCGAUUUUGUAUUCUUCGGGGACAACUGGGAAGGUCAAAGGAGUGAUGUUGACUCACAGGAAUCUGAUAUUCACAACCGCCGGAUUCUACGCGGAUCUAACAGAGAGAGAAUCGCCGGCUGUUUUACUCUACACGGUGCCGUAUUACCACAUAUUUGGGUUCUUAUACUGCGUGAAAUCGAUAGGCGUGAACGACACCGCGGUGGUAAUGGAGAAGUUUGAUUUGGGGAAAAUGGUGAAAGCUGUGGAAGAGUACAGAGUGAGCCAGUUGCUAUUGGUCCCAUCAGUGGUGGUGGCCAUGGUAAAAAAAGCUCAUCAUUUAAAAGCUGCUGGCCAUGACUUGAGCUCUUUGGAGCUGGUAAGGUGUGGUGCAGCUCCUCUCGGUAAGGAUAUGGCUAUGGCGUUCAAAGCUAAGUUUCCCAAUGCAGUAUUAUCACAGGGUUAUGGGUUGACCGAGACGACAGGGGGAGUUUUCCGGACAGACACAGAAGAAAGUCUGCUGCGUGGCUCGACAGGAAGGCUUUUAGGAAGUUCGGAAGCUAAAAUAGUAGAUCCAGAGACGGGGCAGGGUUUGUGUCCUUGCCAGCAAGGAGAGCUUUGGGUUAGAGGACCAUCCAUAAUGAAAGGGUAUAUUGGUGACAUAGACACUACUUCGGCAGCCAUUGUUUCUGGUGGGUGGCUGAGGACCGGUGACCUCUGUUAUAUUGAUGAAGAAGGUUAUCUUUAUGUCGUUGAUAGGCUUAAGGAGUUGAUCAAAUACAAAGGAUAUCAGGUAGCUCCUGCAGAAUUAGAACACUUGCUUCAAUCUCAUCCACAGAUAGUCGACGCUGCUGUGAUACCAUAUCCAGAUGAAGAAGCUGGUCAGCUUCCCAUGGCGGUUGUGGAAAGACGUCCCAAUAGUAACCUUGGAGAAGAAGAGGUGGUGGAGUUUGUGGCCAAACAGGUUGCUCCAUACAAAAAGAUUAGGCGAGUAGCAUUUGUGGAAUCCUUACCCAAGAGUGCAGCUGGAAAAAUAUUAAGAAAUGAGCUGAAGAACAUGUUCAUUGCACCCUCUUUGUCCAAACUCUGAUAUUCUGUUGUGCCAUAUAUAGAUGAAGGCAGAAUGAAAACAUGAACAAAAAGUUUACGAGUCCUAGAUCGGGGGCUCGCUUAAGUUUCUUAUUUUAUACUUAUUCAAUAUGUUACUAAUAAAACGUAUCAGACAACUAUCAUACAUAUUUUCUACUUUA